CUAAUCUUUUUCAUCUGCAUUUUAGCACCGGGCGUGCGUGAGCUUUGGUCUCUGUCGAACGAAACUCCAUCAGAAAUUCAGUUAACGAUGUGCAGAGUCUCAGGUAUAUAAUUUACCUUGCCUCCGAACCCCGAACUACGUUGUAGGGUUUUCCCUCCAAAUAAUUCACUCUUUCGUCCACUAAACCAGCAAAGUUUCACUACCUUCCAAUUACAUCAAUGGCGAUCGACUUAGCGAUAAACACAGAUAGAACCCGGAAAUUUGUCGAUGACCUUGAAGCCCGAAAGACCGUUCUAACCUCCUGCACCCAAUUGUUAACAACCCUUACCUCUCACUUCACUUCCCUUCAAGACUCCCUAUCUCAGAAAUCUCAAUCCCUAGAUUCCAAAUUUCAAUCUUUGGAGUCCAAUUCUCAGGACACCCUUGAAUCCCUGUCUCAGAGGGAAACCUCUAUCCCUGAACGCGAGUCCGCCGCUGCAGCCAAAAUCCAGGAGCAAAAGGAGAAGGCUUUGGCGGAUUUUGAAAAGCCUUCGAAAUUUGAUAACUUGUCGGAUUUGUUAAAGUCGCUUUGUCGAAAAAUGGAUUCCUCCGGAUUGUUAAAGUUCGUUAUUUCCAAACGGAAGGAGUCGGUGUCGAUGCGGGCGGAGAUUGCACCUGCAAUAACGGAGGCGGUGGACCCCGCAAGGUUGAUUUUGGAUGCUGUGGAUGAGUUUGCGAGUAAUAAAAUUGAGAAGGUUGGAGUUACUGACAAGCGGUGGGCGUGUGGAAUGCUGGUGCAAGUGCUUUUCCCGGAAGGCAGUUACUGUGGCGGGAAACAAAAAGGACCAGAAUUUGCUCGGACUGUGGUGGAGAGGGCAGCAAGUAUUUUGGAGAGGUGGAAGGAGGAGCAAGUUGACGGAGAAGAAGGUGGUGGCGGAGUGGUAGGGCCUGCAGAAGCGGUCAUGUUCUUGCAGAUGGUGGUGGGAUUUGGGUUGAAAUCUAUGUUUGACGAGGAGUUCUUGAGGAAGCUUGUGAUGGAGCAUGCAUCAAGGAGGGAUAUGGCCAAACUUGCAGUGGCUAUUGGUUUUGGGGAGAAAAUGGAAGAGAUGAUAUGCGAACUGGUGAAAAAUGGGAAGGAGAUAGAAGCUGCAUAUUUUGCCUCUGAGUCAGGUUUGACUGACAGAUUUCCUCCCGUUUCUUUGCUCAAGUCUUACAUUAAGAACUCCAAGAAGAAUACAGCCACUAUCUUGAAGAAUGGCAAUUAUAAUGCAGCUGCAACAGAGGAGUCAAAUGCUGUGGAGCUGAAUUCUAUUAAAGCUGUCAUCAAAUGCGUUGAAGAUCACAAGCUUGAAUCUGAGUUUCCCCUGGAUAGCUUAAGGAAGCGUGUUACUCGGCUGGAGAAAGCUAAAGCAGAGAGGAAGAAGAGUUCAGCAGCAGCUGUUGCUGCUAAGUCUCAAAAUAAGCGGGGUGCAAAUAUCGGCAGGGGCCAAAGGCCACCUGCUUUUCGUCCACCCAAAGCAGCUAAAUUUUCAAAUGCCUAUCCACCUUUUGGCCGCCGGAACCCUGCUCCACCGCCACAGCAUAGCCCAGUUGCAAGAUAUUCUGGGCCAUAUAACUAUCCUAGCCAGAGUAUCUAUGAGGGCCACUCAACCACCUCUUAUGCAUCAACUUAUGGUGCUAACCAUACUCAAAGCCCUGCUGCAAUUCCUCAACAACACUAUUCACUUCCCGUGGAUAAUGCAAGUGCUGCUGGUUACCGUGCAAGUGGUUCGUAUGCAGGACAGGCCAAUUAUGUUGGUUAUGAUUAUGGCACUGGGGCUCCAUCCACAUACCAGCCUUCAUCAUACACACAACAGUAGAGAGGUUGGGCUAAUUCAAUGAUUAGGGACUUCUACUUCUCUCUCUCUCUCUCUCUCUCUCUCUCUCUCUCUUUCUCUCUCUCUUUGUAAUAUCGAGUUAGGUCCCUUAUCAUUUUGGAGCCUUCUGUAGGAUUUAUCAAUGUUCCUUGCUCUCAUUAACCAGUGAUGAUUCGGAUCCUAGUAAGUUUAUUUUUACCUUGCUUGGAGACUGAAGGUGGACCUGAUUUUCAUUUGUUUGAAGCUUCCAAUGUUUGAGUCUUCAAAGAAUCAAACAAAAGUUAAACUAUUCCCCCAAAAAGACGAUCAUGAAAAUAUUCUCAAGGCCUUAA
Molecule: messenger RNA, 2167 nt
Organism: Jatropha curcas
Lineage: Eukaryota; Viridiplantae; Streptophyta; Magnoliopsida; Malpighiales; Euphorbiaceae
Product: FRIGIDA-like protein 4a
Source: RefSeq, a predicted model, not a curated record